Molecule: messenger RNA, 725 nt
Organism: Ilyonectria robusta
Lineage: Eukaryota; Fungi; Ascomycota; Sordariomycetes; Hypocreales; Nectriaceae
Exons: 2
Coding region: 178-630 (150 amino acids)
Source: RefSeq, a predicted model, not a curated record
CUUCUUCCUUUCUUCCUCUUUUGUUUCUCCUUCCUUUCUUUUGUCUUUUUUUCUCUCUAUCUUGCCACUCAUCUCGCCCUCAGUUGUCCAUCUUACAUCAUAUCAUCUCCCUCUUCAAACCUUCUCAAGUAAACCGACAUCGUCACCGUAACCGUCACCGCCACCGCCACCGCCAUCAUGCUCGCCUCUCUCCUCAACUCUUCCCCCCCCCCGACCUCCAUCCCCGCCCCGGAGGUUCGUGAAGUAAUCACGGCCCGCCUCUCUGACCUCGUCCAAGCUCUCGAGGCACACCCAGCCUGGACCCCGGCCUCUCCACCCCGCAACCUCUUCUUCGUCUGGGACUUUGUCAAGCGCUCCCACUACAUCAUGACCGAGCUUGACAACAUCUCCAACGGCCGUCCCAUCAAGCAUCCCGAGCAGAUCCCCCCCAACGAUGCCACUGGGGACCGCGCCGCCGCCCUCUCUUUCCAGGACGUUUGCACCCGCUCCAUGACCGUUUCCGAAAUGAUCCAGAACCCCCGCAUGCUCGUCAUGCUUGGUCUCUCCAACAUUGACUUCAGCGACGACGUCCGUCAAAAGUCACGUGCACUUUCCGAUGCCAUCACCAACGCCUCUUCAUCCUCCUCAUGACGUGGGAGAUCGAUUUCCAUGGUUGUAGGAAAGGAGAUUUCGGCUGAUGCUGUGUGGUCAAUGGGUAAAAAGAACCAAAGAUAAACAAAGGAACG